UAGAAUAUUCCAGUGUUAUUUACAUUUCCUCAUUAAACAAUACACCAUGAAGUGUGGUUCCGUCUCCACAGAGACUUUGCAUUAGUUGCAUCAAGCUUCAAUGCCUCUCUUGACAUAUACGCUGCACCCUGGAAUGUGCUAGCUAGCAUCAUUCACUUACAGAUAUAUCUCCUCACAUUGGAAGACCAAUGUUGUAGACAGACCAACGUGCAUCUUUCACCAUGUUACUGAUCUUCCUGUAGCAAUUGAUAGAUUGAAAGAUACAGCAUGUAAACAGGUCCUUUGGCCCACUGAGUCCACACUGACCAUUGAUCACACUAGUUCUAUCCUUAUCCCACUAUCACAUCCACUACCUACACUUUAGGGGCAAUUUACAAAGGCCAAUUAACCUACAAACCCACACGAUUUGGGUAUGAGGGAGGAAACUGCAUCUAGUGGAACUCCACUUGCAAUCGAAAGGAAAUGCCACUCCCACAUUCUUAAUUUACAUUGGUUAUCCAUCUCGCCAGCACCUGCCUCAACUCCUCUGAAUCAGACUCCCAGCACCUUCAGAUAGUUGACGGUAAAAAGAACCAGAUUUGCAGGGCCAUUUGGCAAAAUGUAUGCCACACUCUCGUAGGCCAAUCCAAACUGGUCACAGAUGCUGAUCAAUGGAUGGACCAACUGUGGGUACGAGCAGAAGACAGAGAUGUUGUUCUUGUAUAGGAAGGCUAUGAUUGAUUGCACACUGCCUGGGAUCAUCACUCUUUUAUGCUUGAGUCCUUCCUGAUUGAUUUGGCAAAAGAUUUGAUAUAAUAAGAUAGAGUGUGCAGGCUUGCCUGACUCCAGGCUAUAUGAGGAAGUUGGACUUCACUGCUGAAAAAAAUCUUGACCAUAUGUCCUUCAGGCAAUGGUUAGCACAGAAUGACCUGCAGACCCUGUGGGAUAAGGACAAUAUGGACCCAGUCGGAUGAUUUUGCUGGCACUUUCAGAACAAUCAGAAUAUUUCAAUGCGCGAACUCACCAAUAAGCUCCAUGACGUUAAUUUCCUGGCAGUGAUUGGGGUCUGCCCUGUCAAAUCCAUUCUGUAGUCGUUACGCAUGCUCUGCUCUCAAGACAGCUGCGGUAAGAAUAAGACAAACGUCCACCCCUUUGUGGAUUGUAUGUUUGCCAAAUAUGUCUGGAAAAGGAUGUCAUGGUCCUUGAUGAGGUUCGUCCCAGCUACUGUCUAACAAAAAGGGGCAAAGGGGAGAGGCUUUCCAUCCACACCUCAACCCUUUAUCCCAUCACACCUAUUCCUCACCCUCCCCCUCCCUCACGACUUACAUUCCUUUCUCUAUAUUCAUAAUCCAUACUCUUCCAUCCUUGUCUUACACCUUCUGUCUUUUCAUCUCUGGCCUUUGUCCAACCAUCCCCAGUAUACACUGAUGGUACCGAAGUAGAGAUCGGUGAAUGGCUUCUAGUUCUUAAGAGUAAAUAUCACCAGCAACUUGUCCAGGACUAGCCAUAUCUUAGCAAUGGUUAAGAAAGCACACCGAUGCCUCUACUUCCUUUGAAGGUGUAGAAAGUAUGACAUGUCCCCAACAACUUUCACCAACCUCUACAGAUGUGCUAUAAAAAGCGCUUUUCACUGUACCUCAGUAUGUAAUAAACUACAUUCUGAAAUAUCUGCCUAUCAUCUGUAUUAAACUAUCUAUCACUCGUCAGGCUUUUGCCCCAGUUACAUCUUAAUCCCUACCCUCUUUGUUCCUGAUCGUCACACUGUUCGUGGAAACGGAACCGUGAUACGUUUCACUACAGUUCAGGAAACGGAGUGUGUAAAGUUCAAGACAGCGCGGGAAACGAAGCACAACACAGAUACAUUUCAAAUGAACGCGAGAAACGGAACUCUGAUAAACACGAAAGGAGCGCAGGGAAAGGCUCGAGACAUAAAAUAUGAGUGUGUUGACAAAUAAUUUGGAAGACACUAACAGUGAAAAAGAUAAUAUAACGGACCGAUUGCUGAUGAAGGUAGCUGAUAGAUUCGGCAACGAAUGGGAGCACAUAGCAAUUGGAGACCUAGGCUUUAAUAAACAUGAGGUUGAUCGGUUUAGUUCUGAUGGAACGACUCAUCAAAAGAGAGUGUUUAAUAUGCUAUACGCUUGGAAAUGUCGGCAAAAACCCGCAAAAAUCAAAACUCUUAUCCAAAAUCUGGAAAAAGCUGAUAUUCAUCCUGAUGUGUUGGAACUUCUGAAGAAUGAAAACAACAGUUUUAAUGAAUUGCUUUGCACAUGUUGCCAGAAAUAUGACUGUUCGUGCAAUUGUAAACCUCCAGAAAUCAUUGUCUCAAAUUCUGAAACUGGAGGAUAUAAUCAUACAAUUAAAAUAAGCUUGAUGGAAACGUAUAAAAUAUCUGAAGAAUUACCUAACACACUCAAUAAUAUAUUUUGCGAAAAAGAUCCUCAAUUAUUCUUCAAAAUAAGAGAUAUUAUCAAUCGCUUGCAAUGCAGUCUUUUGAAGAUUUCACCAGGAUGCAUAGAACUUAAGCUGCAGCUACGAUCGUACGAGGCACUCCUGAACCUCACCCAGUUGUGUAAGAGAGAAGCAUCUAAGGGGAUAACGCAGCUUGCUCCAUUGCACCAGAAACUACGAGAUGCAUUGAUGGAAGAACUUCCAUGUGAAAAUAUAAUGCCUGCAAUGUUUUCUUUCCAAAACAUUUUUGAAGGCGGAUCCUACAAAAGUGCACUGGAAUUCUUCUCUGCAGGUUUUUCACUUGAUGAUAUGCUUCCAAUCUUAAAAAAAUCCAAAUUCCAGAAUAUUGAUUAUCUGUGCAUUGAUGUAAAAGGUGCAACACAAACUACCCUAACUGAUCUGAAGAAAGAAUUCAUAAAGAAGCGUGAUAGAAAACUACGUGCCAUCAGGAAGGAGUUGAAAAAUAAAUUGGGCGUGAAUGAUUCUAAAUUUAUCAUGAGGUUCAUUGAUAAUGCUUUAAAUAAAGCUGGUAAAAAUCAAGGAAGGAGCUGCACGAGAACCAGAGAACAAACAGGGAAGAAGAGAAAGAAAAUCCAGCACAAAACAUUAAGAAAACCAGAAGACUCUUGUAUGGUUGAGAUUCCAGGGAGGACAAUGCAGCAGCCACAAUCUUUUCUGGAGGUGAAACACCCAUCGGAUUCCCAAGCAGAAGAGCUGGAGGCAAGUUAUAAGCCUCCUUUGAAGCAAAUGAAAAUCUUGAACUACAGCAAACAGAAGAAAGUGUUUGAGAAAAUACAACCCACAGUAUCCACAGUACAAGCCACAGAUGCAGCCCAGCCAAAAUCCAAGGAGAAGAAUGUGAAAACAAAAGGGAAACAAAUAACACCAGAAAAGAAAGUCAAGAAAGUAAUUGCAGAAACAAAGCUUGAAGAGAAGAAACAAACCAGCACUCAGAUGUCAGAGAGUUUACAGAUGAAAAAUCUUUCUGAGCAGGUGGUUUUACCAGAAAAUACCAGGGUAUCAAAGAAGAAAUCGAUCGUGAAGAGUGAGCAAAGAAAAAAAAAUCUGGAAACAGGGAAAAUAAUCGGUGAUCAGGAUGCAACAGUCUCAACACCAAUAAAGAUGGAACCCACCUAUUUACGCAAGGAAACAGACUCAAAGAAACAUACUGAAAUACAAGCAAAAACGUUUGAAGUUGUCAUCUUCUCUGAGUUGAAACGGAAGCCAAGGAUAUGCUAUGGAUGCAAAAAACCACUCCUUGAUGGAAAAAGCCUGGACUUGAUAUUGAAAACUCAAGAUGUUCGAGAUUACUUUGCUCAAUGCGGACAGAAGCAUCGUGCCUUUAAGAGUUCCAAUGUAUACUUACACUUGCUUGCGAAAUGUGUACAAAAGAAAUAUGGGUUAUUUGAUCAACAUAACUACAUAAUGCCAGAAAAAAUGCGAGCACAUUUAAAUAGUGCCCAGUCCACAAUGCUCCAAAGCAUGAAUAUCAUUCAAGAUCCAGGAGCUAUUAAAUACACAAGUAAAACUGAGAAAUGUAAUUUUAAACAUGCAAAGACAGAGCAAUAUAAGACAGAAGAAGGAGAAAUCUCUUCUAGUUGCCAUUCCUCACGAUCCACUCUUAGUCGUUGAAUUCCGUGGUCCGCUCUUCAAGGUCAUUGGGAUUCAGGACCAAACAUUGAACGAGUUUCCAGAACUUUUGAACAUCAAAUAGCUAUAAACAUCCUGUGAUGACAUGUUCCGUAGUAUGACGUUUCCCCGAAUUGACGAUGAAGCCACGAGAGUCUUGGGUGGUCCCAUAACUGUCACUGAGGUCCAAGCAGCCAUCACAUCGCUGCAAAGCGGAAAGUCGCCCGGCCCUGACGGCUUCACUAGAAUAUUACAAAGCUUUCUCUGCUCUCCUCGCACCAGUCCUGAGAGAUAUGUACAAUGAGGCGUUUUUACAUCGUCGCCUACCGCCCACAUUGUCGUGGGCUACUAUCUCCCUAAUUCUUAAAAAGGAGAAAGAUCCCCUGCUUUGUAGUAGCUAUAGACCAAUUUCACUCCUGAAUGUGGACCUCAAAAUCCUCUCUAAAGUUCUUGUGCUCCGUCUUCAACAAGUGAUGCCCUUUAUUAUCUCGUUAGAUCAAACAGGGUUUAUGCCAGGCCGACAGUCCUCCCACAAUACCAGGCGUCUCCUUAACAUCAUCCAUUCACCAAGUAGUGAGACCCCGGAGAUAGUGGUCUCCCUCGACGCCGAAAAAGCUUUGGUUACGCUCAGAGAAGGGCUUUAAAGGUAUCACACGGUUUGACACAAUUCAUAAAGUCUCAUUGUAUGCGGAUGACCUGCUCCUGUACAUCUCGAAUCCAGUCAGCUCUCUCCCUGUGAUUACGAAUAUCUUAGAACGGUUCGGUGCGUACUCUGGUUAUAAACUUAACUACCAAAAAAGUGAACUAUUACCGAUUAACUCAUCGGCUAAGCAGCUCCCUCGCUCUUUAACCUCAUUUAAAUGGGCAGAGGACGGAUUUCGCUACCUCGGCGUUUUUAUCACAAUACCUAUAUCUGAUAUGUUCCGCACAAAUUUCCUGCCUCUGGUUGAGAAAGCUGAAAGAGACUGACCGCUGAUCAGUUUUACCGUUAUCCCUCGUGGCCCGGAUAAAUCUGAUCAAGAUGGUCGUCCUACCCAAAUUCCUGUAUCUUUUCCAGCAUGUUCCUAUAUUUAUCACUAAAUCUUUUUUUGAUAAAUUAGAAAGGAGAAUAUCUAAAUUUGUACUGGAUGAAUGAUGAUUGCGACCACCUACCGACCUGGGUACACAUGGAAAAGGCGAGUUCACAUCUCCCGUUGCGGUCUGUCCUAUGCUCUCAACUCCCCCUUUCUAUAACAUCUGCGGGUGCAGGCCCAAUUGCGUCCCUCUCGCUCAAGAUAUGGAGUCAACUUAGGAAAAACUUUGAUUUACAAGGCCCUUCCAUCUUGACCCCACCUUAAAAAUCACAUCUUGAAACCUUCAAGUACAGACUCCGCAUUCAAAACCUGGCAUAGUAAUGGCAUCAGUAGUAUCAAAAACCUACACAAGGAUGGCAUUUUUUCGUCUUUUGCGGAGCUUUCGUCCAACUAUAGCCUCCCAAACUCCCACCUUUUUUGUUUUUUCCAGAUUAGGGAUUUUGUGAAGAAGAUAUUCCCCCAUUUCCCAAAUCGUCCCCCUGAAACCCUGACCGAUUCCAUCCUAGCUCUAGAUCCCAUUACUGAACAAACUACAUAAGAAUAUCCAAUACUGGAAAACACUUCCUAUCUCAAUGGUUGGCAAAAUUAAUGCCAUAAAAAUGAUUUUUUUACCGCAAAUAUUAUACCUUUUUCAGACGAUUCCGAUAUGUCUGGCAAAAAACUUUUUUUAAAAAUUGGACUCUAUUGUUAAUGAUUUUAUCUGGGAUUAUAAGAAUCAUAGGAUAAACAAAAGACACCUGUGUAAAUCAAAAAGAAAUGGAGGCUUGGUUUUACCUAACUUUUUGUUUUAUUUCUGGGCAGUUAAUAUUAAAAAUAUGAAUUUCUGGUUGGAAGAAAUAGAUCAUCAACCAGACUGGUUAAAAAUGGAAAAGGAAGAUUGUCUACCUUUUGAUAUCGGUUCGAUAUUAUUUGCUACGUCUAAAUUAAACAAAAACAUUUAUAGGGAAAACCCUAUAAUAUUUAGUGCUAUACGAAUUUGGAAACAAUUAAAAAAGACAUUAAAAUUAGAUAACUUAUCACUUUUUCUUCCAAUUGUGAAUAAUCCUUUGUUUAAGCCUUCAUGGUUGGACGGGGGUUUUACACAAUGGAAGAAUUAUGGAAUUAAAAAUAUGGGACAACUUUACAAGGAAGGCACUUUUCUGACAUUUCAGGAGUUGCAACAGACUUAUGGACUUCGAGGAAAUGAUUAUUUCAGAUAUCUUCAACUUAGAGAUUAUGUAAAAUCGAACUCUCAAAAUUUUCGAAUUAGAAACUCAGAAAUUCUUGAUGAA
Molecule: messenger RNA, 6403 nt
Organism: Leucoraja erinaceus (little skate)
Lineage: Eukaryota; Metazoa; Chordata; Chondrichthyes; Rajiformes; Rajidae
Exons: 11
Coding region: 1915-4062 (715 amino acids)
Biological process (GO): signal transduction
Molecular function (GO): protein binding
Source: RefSeq, a predicted model, not a curated record